Messenger RNA from Talaromyces rugulosus, 612 nucleotides. RefSeq lists its product as uncharacterized. The record is from RefSeq and is a predicted model, not a curated record. Gene Ontology annotation, molecular function: oxidoreductase activity, acting on a sulfur group of donors, disulfide as acceptor. Lineage: Eukaryota; Fungi; Ascomycota; Eurotiomycetes; Eurotiales; Trichocomaceae. The coding region runs from base 1 to 612 and encodes 203 amino acids. The transcript has 2 exons.
AUGGAUAAUAGAAACUCCCAGGUUGAGAAGCAGAAGGUACCAUUGGAAGUUCACAUCGAAAGCAGGUGCCCUGAUGCCCGUGAUUGUUUACAGAAGCUGGUUGUGCCGGCGUAUUGGCAAGUGCACGAAGAGGCAGAUUUGAAGAUCAGUUACGUCGGAGAGAUUUGGGAAUACCCUAAGAAAGAUGUGACCUGUCAACACGGAUGGAAUGAGUGUGAAGGCAACAAACUGCUUGUAUGUGCUGAAAUGCACGCGAGCUCCAUUUCAGAUACCCUAGGCUUCACCAACUGCGUUUUAUCCGACUACGAACGAGUCGCUCAACCUGAACUAAUUCAAGAAUGUGCCCGUGAACAUGAGAUAGAUUAUAAGAAAAUUAAGACAUGCGCAGACGAGCAGGAAGGUCGGAAUCUGUUGAUCAGCAGUGUCCAACACAGUGUGGCUGCUGGGGCCAAUUUCAGUUGCACGAUCCGCGUGAACGGCAAAACUUGGUGUACUCGAGAUGAUUAUAAAUGGGGGUGUGGACAGAAUCAUUACACAGUCCGGAAUUUGGUGGAGGAAAUCCGGAAGUUAUAUGGGGAGACCGCGGACCUGCAUUCCUCUACUGAGCUGUAG